AACAGCAGCGAGGCAAAAGGAAGCAAAGGCUAACAAAUAGCAACAGAAGAGAGAUGGCUCAGAGGAAAACCAAUGGAAGCAAACUCUUCAUGAUGGUGUUGUACAUGGUGGCAGCGUGCAGUGCCAUCCCCAUCUCUGACCUGCUCGACCGAGCCUCCCAGCGCUCUGACACACUGCACUCCCUCAGCACGACGCUCACCCAGGACCUGGACUCUCAUUUCCCUCCGAUGGGCCGGGUGAUCAUGCCCCGCCCUUCAAUGUGCCACACCUCCUCUCUACAUACGCCCAUUGACAAGGAGCAAGCUCUGCAAGUAUCAGAGGCAGACCUGUUGUCAUUGGUUCGCUCCCUGCUCCAAGCCUGGCGAGACCCCCUUGUAAUCCUUUCCACCUCUGCUAACACCUUACCUCACCCGGCCCAAAACAGCAUAUCCACCAAAGUCCAGGAGCUGCUGGAGCAUACCAAAAGCCUGGGAGAUGGCCUGGAUAUCUUAUCUGGCAAGUUUGGUCCAGCAGCUCAGUCCAUCUCCUCACUGCCCUACAGAGGAGGCAAUGACAUCAGCCAGGACAGGAUUUCCAGACUAACCAACUUCCACUUCUUGAUGUCCUGCUUCCGCCGGGACUCCCACAAGAUUGACAGCUUCCUGAAGGUCCUCCGCUGCCGGGCAGCAAAAUUGCAACCUGAGAUGUGCUAAAGAUGGAGGCAGACAGCUUGACUCUGAGGGGAGAUCUUUCAUAAAGCUUGUAUUGUCUACCAGUUAUAGAUAAGCACAUACUAUCUGCUAUCUGAGCUACUAUCCUAAUUGAUAAGUAGUUGGCAUUAUGAGCUUCCAGAAGGUGAAGAUGAAGAGGCGUUGCAUGGCACAAACAGGGAAUUAGUUUUAGUCACCUAAAAACCUUUGGCCAUCUAAGGGCCCAAAACAUUGACUCCCCCCUUCCAGUUCUCAAAGUGACUGCAUAGAUGCUGAUAUAAUGUAUAACAUUUAAAUGGAUGGUUUAGGCUCUAUUGGUUUUCCUUGUGCAUUUGCAAAAGAGGCAAACGUUUUUCUUUAAACAGCUUCCUUGUUGACUUAAAAGUCAAAUGUUAAAACAGGUUAAGAUAGUUCAGGUAGGUAGGGGAGCAGCACAGUAAACCUUAAGGCUGUUGUCAGCCUUUUUAAUGGGUCAUUGGAGAACAAAGUAUAGCUCAUACACUUUCCCAGAUGUUUCCAGCUGGUCUGGCCUCAUGAACUGGCCAUAUUGACGCCUCCUUGUCUUUCCCUUUUACUGAAAGCUUUAUUCCCUCAAAGCCAAGCUGCCAAAUGAGCUUUUCAGUGGCAGGGUGUCACAUAUGAGAUCCCUCCACCAGCCUCUCUUCAAGUCAUUAUACACUUCAGUGGAGAAUAACCUUCUCUUCCUAUGCUUGUCUGAUGACAAACUGCAGCAUUUGCACCUUAGAUUUAUUUACACUUUCUUGAAAGCAUUUUGCAUUCCAUGUCUUUCAAUUGAAAUGUUUCUCUGAAAACUGUAUAUCAAUAAAAAUCUUCUCUGGCACAGUAAAA
Messenger RNA from Dicentrarchus labrax (European seabass), 1538 nucleotides. It is a transcript of the gene prl, whose product is annotated as prolactin. Gene Ontology annotation, molecular function: hormone activity. Gene Ontology annotation, cellular component: extracellular region. Bases 54 to 692 code for a protein of 212 amino acids. Gene Ontology annotation, biological process: positive regulation of cell population proliferation; positive regulation of receptor signaling pathway via JAK-STAT; response to nutrient levels. The record is from RefSeq and is a predicted model, not a curated record. The transcript is spliced from 5 exons. NCBI's taxonomy places the organism in Eukaryota, Metazoa, Chordata, Actinopteri, Moronidae.